This is a messenger RNA of Dichotomopilus funicola, 1026 nucleotides long. RefSeq lists its product as uncharacterized. The transcript has a single exon. Lineage: Eukaryota; Fungi; Ascomycota; Sordariomycetes; Sordariales; Chaetomiaceae. The record is from RefSeq and is a predicted model, not a curated record. Bases 1 to 1026 code for a protein of 341 amino acids.
AUGGCGGAAAUUCCCAACUCUUGGGCACCGCCCGCAACUGCACCCGGCAGUGGUGCCAGAAGCGCCCGAACUAAGCGCACAGAGCAUUCGUCUUCGCACAACAGCGAGGCAGGCGAGUUCCAAGUCUCAAAUGUCCGGUUCCGCGCCGCGGCGCCUCCUGCCUUUCCAUCGCCCAUCCAGACGGCCUGGAACCACCCCGCCUGCCAGCUUAUUCGCACAGCCUUCGGCCCGAAGCUCGAGCGUGGUGUCACCGAAAUAGUCUUGCGCAGCAACAUCAAACUCAAGUAUCCGGAAGACCCUGCCCAGAUUGUAUUCCGCUAUGUCGAAGGCGAGGAAGAGUCGACGGGGCAGCCCACGGUUGUUGUGAUAGCGAGGUGGGAUGAGGCGUGUGGCCCCGAGUGGGAGCGCACCGUCAUCGAGGCGAAGCGAUUCAUCGAUGGGGCAAAGGUCGCCGCCACGGGCAAACUCGAUCAUCUGGAUAUCGGGGUCGAGCUGAUCGCGCCAGAGUUGACGCGCACGAAAUUCGUCUCCUACAUCCCGGAGACAGAGUCGACAAAAGCACUCGCUACCGACUGGGAGGCCAUUCGGGCCAAGGUCAGCCGGAUCCUGGGCGCAUACCCGGCCACAAAGGGGAAGGUGACGAGCAUCGCCUUGUUCAAGCUAGGGUUCUCGGAUGAAGACCGAGAUAAAAACCAUUUGACGAUAUAUAUCUCGGUCAGCUACGAUUCGCCAGAGGCCAGGUGGUCCCCGGCCAUCCAAGAGAUCCAGCAACACCUCGACAGUUACCCGUACGGGUUGACGGCGCAUAUCGAGCAUAAUGACCUCAACUCCCCCUACGAAAGCUUCGACUUGUUACUGAAGCCGUUGACUGACGAAAGGCUUAAGUGUAAACAAGGCCUCGAAUUCCACACGACUCGGGAGUACAAGACCAGGGUAGAGCUGGGCGAGGACAUCAGCCCUGCGACAUAUCUCACGGCAGACAGCGGGGAGAAGUUCAUGCCCAGGAUCGGCACCUUGGGCUGUUAG